AUGUAUGCGAAUUGUGGGGAUUUGGUUGGUGCUCGCCUUUUGUUUGACGAAAUGUCAGAACCUAAUUUGGUUUCUUGGACGAGUAUGUUAUCAUCGUAUGUACAACAUGGGUAUGAUGAUCUCGUUAUGCAGCUGUUUUCUUUCAUGUGUCGUACAGGCCUACGGCCGAAUGAUUUUGGGUUGUCAUCAGCGCUCAAGGCAUGCAAAAUUAAUGGUGAAUUGGUGGCGGGUAAGCUCCUUCAUGGGCUUAUAAUCAAAUGCGGUUUCAAAUAUAAUGCAUUUUGUAGUAGUUCUGUUCUUGACUUUGCUAUCAUUGAGAUGUAUGUUACUUUCGAAAUGAAAGCUGAUGCUUAUAAAAGAUUCCUUGAUGUUAGAGAUAAGAAUGAAAUAUGCUUCACUGACAUGAUUUCUAGUUUUAUUUCAGAUUCCGAUGACGCAGAUCUUAAUAUGUUGGAAGAAGCCAAAACCAUUCAUUCACACAUUAUGAAAGCCUUUGGGGAAUACGAUCUAUGCCUAGGAAAUGCUCUCAUCGAGAUGUAUGCAAAAUGCAAAGGAGUUGAUGAAGCUGCUAUGGCCUGUUCAGGACUAGCAACACUUGAUCAAGGAAGACAGACCCAUGCCUACGACAUAAAAUCAGGAUUUCAGUCCAACGCCUUCAUUGGAAGUGCACUAAUAGACAUGUAUGCAAAGUGCAGUGGUGUAAAUGAUGCUUUUCGAGCAUUCUCCAACAUGGGCGAACAAGAUCUUAUCACAUGGAGCACCAUGAUGGCAUCAUAUGCACAACAUGGGCAUGGUGAAAAAGCUCUGAAGCUUCUCUCAAAAUUUCAAGACAAGCCAUCAGUUCCUGUCAAUGAUUCCAUCUUGUCUAGCUGCCUAUCAGCUUGUGCUAGCUUGGUAGCAUUGGACAUGGGCAAACAAAUUCAUGCCAGAACCAUCAAAACUGGAUUCAAAUCUCAUUUACAUGUCAAUUGCGGCAUCAUCGACAUGUAUUGUAAAUGUGGAAGCAUUGAAGAUGCAUGCAAGUUUUUCGAUAAGAUGGGGGGACAUAAUGUGGUGUCCUGGAUAGCAAUGGUGUCCGGAUACGCCCAUCACGGGCUCGGAAAGGACGAUAUUGAACUAUUUGACAAGAUGAAAGAGGCUGGGGUGGAUCCUAGCUAA
Magnolia sinica is the source of this 1158-nucleotide messenger RNA. RefSeq names its product putative pentatricopeptide repeat-containing protein At1g56570. NCBI's taxonomy places the organism in Eukaryota, Viridiplantae, Streptophyta, Magnoliopsida, Magnoliales, Magnoliaceae. The transcript has 4 exons. The coding region runs from base 1 to 1158 and encodes 385 amino acids. Gene Ontology annotation, biological process: RNA modification. Gene Ontology annotation, molecular function: protein binding; RNA binding. The record is from RefSeq and is a predicted model, not a curated record.